AUGUCUCGAAGGGCCGCGAUAGUCGAAGAGUUCGAUGAUGACACUGAUCUCCCUCUCCCUACCCGACCCCUGCCCAACACCGGUGCUCGCGGUGCUAUUCUCGAGGAGCUAUCCGACUCCGAUGAAGACACUUCGACUCUUGUAGGUUCCACCGCAGGUCCUGCAUCUCCCUCACAAACGCAGUUCAAGUCGACCGUUCCGGAUAGAGAUGAGAUCGCAGCUAGGACGGUCACAGACAUCACCCCGUACAAGAAAUGGACGUGCGUCUACCCAAUCUACAUAGAUGCUAAACGUCCUUGUGGCCGAGGCGAGCGGCGUAUAGCGCGGCCCAAGAGUGUAUGGUGGCCGCUCAGCAAGGACAUCGCAGGUGCGGCAGAUAGGCUAGGACUGGGGGCGCUGCAUGAGAUCCACAAAGCGCACCCGCGCGAUUGGGAGAACCCAGGGAGGGUGCGCGUGCAGUGGAAGAAAGAUGGGCGACUCGUGAAUCCCGCGAUCAGAACCAGACCCAUCGUCUUGAGGCGACAUGCCAAUGCCACACGCACAGAGAAACAGCUCCUCGAACGCAUUGCGCAACAAAUACAGCUCGUCAAACCCGAUAACAUCCCGAAAGCGCCGUAUCACACGAGCACCGACCAAGCUGUCAGAGCAGAAUCUGCGCAGCCUGCUGCUACUCAGAAGCCUGCAGCAGCAGCUGCUGUGAAGGGGAAGCAACCAGCGACAGGCGCGAAAGGGGGGAAAGCGUCGACGACAGCUUCGGCACCCACUAGCGCUGCGCCAUCGAAAAACCACAGGCCAAAGCCGCCUAGUCCGCCAUCGCCACACCCUCCGCUGACAAGUAGAGUCUCGCCGUACUCUCCAGCGCUGCCGUCCGGAGUCCUGAUCGAUGCUGUAAAAGCGGGGAUGACCGCGCAGGAGGCUGCACCCGGUGUUGCUGGGGGUGGGAAGGGAAAGAGAAAGGUUAUGCGAGUGAGGGCAUGA
Messenger RNA from Fibroporia radiculosa, 978 nucleotides. RefSeq lists its product as uncharacterized. Bases 1 to 978 code for a protein of 325 amino acids. Gene Ontology annotation, cellular component: signal recognition particle, endoplasmic reticulum targeting. The transcript has 3 exons. The record is from RefSeq and is a predicted model, not a curated record. NCBI's taxonomy places the organism in Eukaryota, Fungi, Basidiomycota, Agaricomycetes, Polyporales, Fibroporiaceae. Gene Ontology annotation, molecular function: 7S RNA binding. Gene Ontology annotation, biological process: SRP-dependent cotranslational protein targeting to membrane, signal sequence recognition; SRP-dependent cotranslational protein targeting to membrane.